AUGGAUUAUAAUAAGUACGAAACAUAUUUAGCCGAUGAUUUGUCUACCAAACUUGUUGUUCAGGACCAUACUGCCGAUGGCUAUAGGGUAUUUGAUUCUUUUGAUGAGUUCUGGGAUUUUAGUGAUAAUACCCCUCCACACUUACGGUGUUUCUCUGAAGUAGUGUUUGAGGAUACGCCCCAGACUCCCAUGGUACACGUAGGGAUUUCUUCUCGUUCUAAAAUGCCUAAAAAAAAGAUAGUUGGUACUAUUGAGUCUGUUAUUACUAGCAUGCUAGAGGUUUUCCAUACUAGUUAUCACAACACGAAAAAUGUCCCUAUUUCACCAAAGGACUUGGUAGUUAUGGAUGAAUGUGGUCUUUCUUCUCACGGAUUCUGGAUUUACUCUUUUCAUAUACUAGCUCCUUCAUUUUCUUUUUCCGGAUACCAAGAAGCAUCUAUUUUUCUUGAUAACUUGGCCUUACGUGUACCAAAAAAGAUUCGACAGUACUUGUUUCUCCCUUGUAGCCCUCCUACUCAGUAUAUCCGUAUCCUUGACUCUACAUUUCCAGAUGACGCUAGAAACAAAAAAAUUUCAUCAUAUAGCCGUUACUUAGGGACUGCUACUGAUAUUCCCCGGAAUGGACUAUUUGUUAACCAUUUUCCGGACUUAAAGGUUGAUAGCGUUUCACAAACAACUAGUGAGAACUAUUGUAAUAACAUUUCCGAAAAAACAAAUGAACCUAUCCAAGCUGAUGAGGUUGAUGAUUCACAACUCGCUGUUAUGCAAUAA
Rhizophagus irregularis DAOM 181602=DAOM 197198 is the source of this 771-nucleotide messenger RNA. The record is from RefSeq and is a predicted model, not a curated record. Lineage: Eukaryota; Fungi; Glomeromycota; Glomeromycetes; Glomerales; Glomeraceae.